Molecule: messenger RNA, 918 nt
Organism: Equus quagga
Lineage: Eukaryota; Metazoa; Chordata; Mammalia; Perissodactyla; Equidae
Gene: METTL27
Product: methyltransferase like 27
Source: RefSeq, a predicted model, not a curated record
CCCACUCACCGCGGCCGGGGGCGGGAGGAUGGCCCAGGAGGAGGGCGGAAGCCUCAGCGAGGCGCGUGCGCGGGUCGGGGCCUUGCACGGCAUCACCGACCUGGCCCAGAAGCUCCUCUUCUAUGACCGCUGGGCUCUGGACUAUGACCAGGAUGUGGCCGCCCUGCAGUACCGUGCCCCCCGCCUCGCAGUGGACUGCCUCAUGCAAGCCCUUCCGGGCCCGCCCCAUGCUGCCCUGAUCCUGGAUGUAGCCUGUGGCACUGGCCUGGUGGCUGCAGAGCUGCAGGCUCGGGGCUUCCUCCAGUUGCAUGGGGUGGAUGGGAGCCCAGCGAUGCUGGAGCAGGCCCGGGCCCGUGGCCUCUACCAGCACCUCAGCCUCUGCACCCUGGGUCAGGAGCCUCUGCCCAGCUCUGAAGGGACCUUCGACGCAGUGCUGAUGGUGGGUGCCCUCAGUGACGGCCAGGUGCCCUGCAGUGCGAUACCUGAGCUCCUGCGAGUUACCAAGCCAGGUGGGCUGGUGUGUCUGACCACCAGGACCAACCCAUCCAAUCUGCGAUACAAGGAGGCACUGGAGGCCACCCUGGACCGGCUGGAGCAGGCCGGGGCCUGGGAACGCGUGGUGGCCUGGCCGUGGACCAGUGGGAACUGGCUACCUCCGAGCUCGAGCUGGUGCCUGGCACUUCCAACAGUGAUGGUUUCAUCUCUGGCAUCAUCUACCUGUACCAAAAGCAGAAGGCAGCCCAGGUUGAGGGAGGGAGGCCCAGUCCCCAGUCCCCGGCUGGCCUCUGACUCUCUGUGUGGCCUCAGUCGGUCCAUGCUCAGGCCUCCUCUGCUUCAUCUGUAAAGUGGGCCACGGCACCAAUCCCGGCCUUCAGGAGAGCGCAGCCUAUUAAAUGAGUCCCAGGAGGGAAGGCAGGA